AUGGGAUUGCUAGCGAGUAUCACUGCUGCUACACAGACAGAGUAUUCUCACAUGGAUACUUCCGUUAAACGAGCUCACAAUGCCAGUUUACUCUGGGGAACUUACCGUCCUAAUCUAUAUUUUGGUGCUCGUUCUCGCACUCCAGAAACUGUGCUGGCAGGUCUUAUGUGGUUUGGUAUAUCCAAUCUAGCCAGCAAACCUUGGGAUAAUAUUCGUCAUUCUUGUGAGCAAGAUGCUGGUCUUGCUGGCUAUGCUUGGAAUAAACACUCUGGUCGUAAUUUUGGUGAUCAAACCAUCAUCGAUAAAACAAACAAUGUUUCGAUUCGAACUCAGUUUCUCAAAUCUGCCGAUGGCACUGACUGGACUGUUCGCAUUUCAGGCACUCCUUUACCUGAUUCAACCACUGCGGAUAUCUCGCUGUUAUUCUAUGCCGGACUGGACGGUCAGGGUGAAAUCACUCUUGAUUCAUACAAGACGCCUUCCCAUCAAUCUGACACGGAUGAGGAUCAUCACAAUCGUAUUGCUAGACCAUUGCCACUUAUGGUCAAUGGCCAUACUCCUCUUCUUGGUAAUUUUGGGCUUGUGUUUCAUCAAGACCCUGCAUCCAAGAAUGCUCCGCCGCCUAUUAGUUCUACUGCCGCUGCCAUGAACUUGCCAGAUCUACGCGAUCCUGUGUUGAUCAAGUUGGCACUGCCUGAAGAUCAAGUCUGGAACAUCAAGGAUCAUGUCCGCAAUCUCUUGAUACAGAAUGCACAAACACUGAUUUCUACUUAUUCAAAAACACAGCAAUCGAAUAUACCUUUGCAAAACCUACUUCAUCUGGGAAAGAAUUCUCCACUAGACGCUCCAGGCAACAUUGCACUCUACCAGCAGACUUUUCGUUCACCAUUUUCUAUCGAUAUUGCGUUUUUAUCAAACCCAGACACAUCUCAUAAAAGUCCUAUUUCCCGGGAAGAUAUUGACUCUAGUGUUGGCUCCAAACUCAGUCACUCGCUCAUUAAUGCAGAGUCUCAGUUUGAUGUACGAUUUGAAAAUACUUUUCAUCUUGCAGAACGUGGGUUUUCUGAGAGUGAGAUCGGGUUUGGGAAAAUGUUACUAAGCAACAUGAUUGGAGGAAUGGGUUAUUUCCAUGGAACAAGCAUGGUUGAUCGCGCUUGGAUGGAUUUAGAUGACGGGGAAGAGGAUGAUUAUUUUGAGGGAUCGGUGUCCCAAGCACCUCGACCCAAUCCUAAACUAGAAGGACCAACCAGUCUUUUUACCGAUGUGCCUAGCCGUCCGUUUUUUCCACGAGGAUUUUUUUGGGAUUCUGGUUUCCAUCAGCAUCUGAUUGGUGUAUGGGAUAAUGAUCUCAGUCUGGAUGUAAUCCAAAGUUGGGCCUCACUUAUUGAUGAAGAUGGGUGGGUUGCUCGUGAACAGAUUCUUGGUGAUGAGCCAAGAAGCAAAGUUCCCGAGGAAUUUCAGAUACAGUAUCCUCAUUUUGCCAAUCCGCCUACUCUCAUUACAGCAUUGAUGCGUUACAUGAAUCGGUUAAAGACUGGUCGAAAUAGUAUGGAAAGUGGGGUAGAAUUGGACAAUCCUUUAUUCUUGGCAAACUAUCACAUUACUUCCAAGCACGCUGCUACCACUUAUCUUGGAACCAUAUACCCGAGUUUUAAAAGACAGUAUCAAUGGUUUCGUCGUAUGCAAUGGGGACAAAUUACAGAAUGGGGUAGAUCGUCGACAAGUCAAGAAGCAUAUAGAUGGCGUGGACGCAAGGGAAUUCAUACGCUUACUAGUGGACUGGACGACUAUCCUCGAAGCACUGAGCCACACGCAGGAGAGUUGCAUGUGGAUCUGCUCUGCUGGAUGGCACUGUAUUCUAAAACGCUUGGUGCCAUUUCCCAGGAAUUGGGUAUGGACGAAGACGCGGCCUUGUUUGAUAAACAGCACAAAGAUAUGCUUUUAUCUUUAGAAGAGCUUCACUGGGAUGAAAGCUCUCAAACCUAUACCGAUCUGUCUGUAAAUGCGCAGGGACAAUCUUACCAUGUUGUACACAAGGGAUAUAUUAGUUUGUUUCCAAUGAUGCUUGGACUUCUUGAACACGAUUCACAGCAUCUUGGAGCCAUUCUAGACUUGGUAGAAAGUGAGCGCGAUAUUUGGACUCCAUAUGGCAUUGCGUCCUUGUCCAAAUCCGAUCCAUAUUUUGGAACAGGAGAAAACUAUUGGCGCGGACCGAUUUGGAUAAACAUGAACUAUUUGACAUUGCAGUCUCUUUUCAAGAACUACAUGAACAAGCCUGGACCAUACCAGCAGCAAGCUCAGCGGAUCUACAAAAAUCUGCGAGCCAACGUCAUCAAGAAUGUGCACGAAGAAUAUGUGAAAACAGGAUAUGUGUGGGAACAGUACGGAGCAACUCAUGGAGAAGGCAAACGAUCUCAUCCCUUCACAGGCUGGACAGCGUUGGUGUUGCUGAUCAUGUCUGAAGACUAUUAA
This is a messenger RNA of Batrachochytrium dendrobatidis JAM81, 2472 nucleotides long. RefSeq names its product mannosyl-oligosaccharide glucosidase. Gene Ontology annotation, biological process: oligosaccharide metabolic process; protein N-linked glycosylation. Gene Ontology annotation, cellular component: endoplasmic reticulum membrane. NCBI's taxonomy places the organism in Eukaryota, Fungi, Chytridiomycota, Chytridiomycetes, Rhizophydiales. The record is from RefSeq and is a predicted model, not a curated record. The transcript is spliced from 6 exons. The coding region runs from base 1 to 2472 and encodes 823 amino acids. Gene Ontology annotation, molecular function: Glc3Man9GlcNAc2 oligosaccharide glucosidase activity.